Molecule: messenger RNA, 3765 nt
Organism: Knipowitschia caucasica
Lineage: Eukaryota; Metazoa; Chordata; Actinopteri; Gobiiformes; Gobiidae
Source: the annotation of a GenBank genome assembly
AUGACAGUUCAGAGCAGGGGGCAGUACUGUGGGGUAACAGCAGGGGGCAGUACUGUGGGGUCACAGCAGGGGGCAGUACUGUGGGGUAACAGCAGGGGGCAGUACUGUGGGGUCACAGCAGGGGGCAGUGUGCAGUCCUGUGGGGUCACAGCAGGGGGCAGUGUGCAGUACUGUGGGGUCACAGCAGGGGGCAGUACUGUGGGGUCACAGCAGGGGGCAGUACUGUGGGGUCACAGCAGGGGGCAGUACUGUGGGGUCACAGCAGGGGGCAGUACUGUGGGGUCACAGCAGGGGGCAGUCACAGCAGGGUGGCAGGUGGGGUCACAGCAGGGGGCAGUACUGUGGGGUCACAGCAGGGGGGGCAGUACUGUGGGGUCACAGCAGGGGGCAGUACUGUGGGGUAACAGCAGCAGUACUGUGGGGGCAGUACUGUGGGGUCACAACAGGGGGCAGUACUGUGGGGUCACUGUGGGGCAGGGGGCAGUACUGUGGGGUCACAGCAGGGGGCAGUACUGUGGGGUCACAGCAGGGGGCAGUACUGUGGGGUCACAGCAGGGGGCAGUGUGGGCAGUACUGGGUGUGUGGGGUCACAGCAGGGGGGGCAGUACUGUGGGGUCACAGCAGGGGGCAGUACUGUGGGGUCACAGCAGGGGGCAGUACUGUGGGGUCACAGCAGGGGGCAGUACUGUGGGGUCACAGCAGGGGGCAGUACUGUGGGGUCACAGCAGGGGGCAGUACUGUGGGGUCACAGCAGGGGGCAGUACUGUGGGGUCACAGCAGGGGGCAGUACUGUGGGGUCACAGCAGGGUAGGGGCACAGUACUGUGGGGUCACAGCAGGGGGCAGUACUGUGGGGACUCUUCAUCACUGUCUGUCUGUACAGGAGUCUUCAUCACUGUCUGUCUGUACAGGAGUCUUCAUCACUGUCUGUCUGUACAGGAGUCUUCAUCACUGUCUGUCUGUACAGGAGUCUUCAUCACUGUCUGUCUGUACAGGAGUCUUCAUCACUGUCUGUCUGUACAGGACUCUUCAUCACUGUCUGUCUGCACAGGAGUCUUCAUCCCUGUCUGUCUGCACAGGACUCUUCAUCCCUGUCUGUCUGCACAGGACUCUUCAUCACUGUCUGUCUGCACAGGAGUCUUCAUCCCUGUCUGUCUGCACAGGAGUCUUCAUCACUGUCUGUCUGCACAGGAGUCUUCAUCACUGUCUGUCUGUACAGGACUCUUCAUCACUGUCUGUCUGCACAGGACUCUUCAUCACUGUCUGUCUGCACAGGAGUCUUCAUCACUGUCUGUCUGCACAGGAGUCUUCAUCACUGUCUGUCUGCACAGGAGUCUUCAUCCCUGUCUGUCUGCACAGGAGUCUUCAUCCCUGUCUGUCUGCACAGGACUCUUCAUCACUGUCUGUCUGCACAGGAGUCUUCAUCCCUGUCUGUCUGCACAGGAGUCUUCAUCACUGUCUGUCUGCACAGGACUCUUCAUCACUGUCUGUCUGUACAGGACUCUUCAUCCCUGUCUGUCUGCACAGGAGUCUUCAUCCCUGUCUGUCUGCACAGGAGUCUUCAUCCCUGUCUGUCUGCACAGGAGUCUUCAUCACUGUCUGCACAGGACUCUUCAUCACUGUCUGUCUGCACAGGAGUCUUCAUCCCUGUCUGUCUGCACAGGAGUCUUCAUCACUGUCUGUCUGCACAGGAGUCUUCAUCACUGUCUGUCUGCACAGGAGUCUUCAUCACUGUCUGUCUGCACAGGAGUCUUCAUCACUGUCUGUCUGCACAGGAGUCUUCAUCACUGUCUGUCUGCACAGGAGUCUUCAUCCCUGUCUGUCUGCACAGGACUCUUCAUCACUGUCUGUCUGCACAGGAGUCUUCAUCACUGUCUGUCUGCACAGGAGUCUUCAUCACUGUCUGUCUGUACAGGAGUCUUCAUCACUGUCUGCACAGGAGUCUUCAUCACUGUCUGUCUGUACAGGAGUCUUCAUCACUGUCUGUCUGCACAGGAGUCUUCAUCACUGUCUGUCUGCACAGGACUCUUCAUCACUGUCUGCACAGGAGUCUUCAUCCCUGUCUGUCUGCACAGGACUCUUCAUCACUGUCUGUCUGCACAGGAGUCUUCAUCACUGUCUGUCUGUACAGGACUCUUCAUCACUGUCUGUCUGCACAGGAGUCUUCAUCACUGUCUGUCUGUACAGGAGUCUUCAUCACUGUCUGUCUGCACAGGAGUCUUCAUCACUGUCUGUCUGUACAGGACUCUUCAUCACUGUCUGCACAGGAGUCUUCAUCCCUGUCUGUCUGCACAGGAGUCUUCAUCACUGUCUGUCUGCACAGGAGUCUUCAUCACUGUCUGUCUGUACAGGACUCUUCAUCACUGUCUGUCUGCACAGGAGUCUUCAUCACUGUCUGUCUGCACAGGAGUCUUCAUCCCUGUCUGUCUGCACAGGAGUCUUCAUCACUGUCUGCACAGGAGUCUUCAUCACUGUCUGUCUGUACAGGAGUCUUCAUCACUGUCUGUCUGUACAGGACUCUUCAUCCCUGUCUGUCUGCACAGGAGUCUUCAUCACUGUCUGCACAGGAGUCUUCAUCACUGUCUGUCUGCACAGGACUCUUCAUCCCUGUCUGUACAGGACUCUUCAUCCCUGUCUGUCUGCACAGGAGUCUUCAUCACUGUCUGUCUGCACAGGACUCUUCAUCACUGUCUGUCUGCACAGGAGUCUUCAUCACUGUCUGUCUGCACAGGACUCUUCAUCACUGUCUGUCUGCACAGGAGUCUUCAUCCCUGUCUGUCUGCACAGGACUCUUCAUCACUGUCUGUCUGCACAGGAGUCUUCAUCCCUGUCUGUCUGCACAGGACUCUUCAUCACUGUCUGUCUGCACAGGAGUCUUCAUCCCUGUCUGUCUGCACAGGACUCUUCAUCACUGUCUGUCUGCACAGGAGUCUUCAUCCCUGUCUGUCUGCACAGGACUCUUCAUCACUGUCUGUCUGCACAGGAGUCUUCAUCCCUGUCUGUCUGCACAGGACUCUUCAUCACUGUCUGUCUGUACAGGAUCUUCAUCCCUGUCUGUCUGCACAGGAGUCUUCAUCCUGUCUGUCUGCACAGGAGUCUUCAUCACUGUCUGUCUGCACAGGAGUCUUCAUCACUGUCUGUCUGCACAGGAGUCUUCAUCACUGUCUGUCUGCACAGGAGUCUUCAUCACUGUCUGUCUGCACAGGAGUCUUCAUCACUGUCUGUCUGCACAGGAGUCUUCAUCACUGUCUGUCUGCACAGGAGUCUUCAUCACUGUCUGUCUGCACAGGAGUCUUCAUCACUGUCUGUCUGCACAGGACUCUUCAUCACUGUCUGUCUGCACAGGACUCUUCAUCACUGUCUGUCUGCACAGGAGUCUUCAUCACUGUCUGUCUGCACAGGACUCUUCAUCACUGUCUGUCUGCACAGGAGUCUUCAUCACUGUCUGUCUGCACAGGAGUCUUCAUCACUGUCUGUCUGCACAGGAGUCUUCAUCACUGUCUGUCUGCACAGGACUCUUCAUCACUGUCUGUCUGCACAGGAGUCUUCAUCACUGUCUGUCUGCACAGGAGUCUUCAUCAUCUGCUGGCUGCCGUUCUUCCUCACCCACGUCCUGAAGGCGCACUGCUCCAGCUGCUGCAUCACGCCGUCGCUCUACAGCGCCGUCACGUGGCUGGGUUACCUCAACAGCGCCGUGAACCCGGUCAUCUACACCACCUUCAACAUCGAGUUCAGAAAAGCCUUCAUGAAGAUCCUCCACUGCUGA